This is a messenger RNA of Sphaeramia orbicularis (orbiculate cardinalfish), 1333 nucleotides long. Its product is annotated as C2 calcium-dependent domain-containing protein 4C. NCBI's taxonomy places the organism in Eukaryota, Metazoa, Chordata, Actinopteri, Kurtiformes, Apogonidae. Bases 83 to 1333 code for a protein of 416 amino acids. The record is from RefSeq and is a predicted model, not a curated record. The transcript has 2 exons.
UCACAUCUCUCCUCAGAGGACACAUCACAACCUCAGCAGCUUUGACUUAGGAGACAUUGCAGUACCGUCUCAAAAAGUAAUUAUGUGGGUUCUUGAGAAGAUCAGAGAGAGCAUGGAGAAUAUUCCACAUUACAUGGAGAAGAAUGGAGAGGAUCAUUUUGGUUCUUCUACAAGCAGUACUUCUUACAGUUUACACAGCAACAUCAUCACUCCAGAUAAGAUCCCAGAGUUCUGCUUGCCACCACGACUCUGCAAGAGAAGCCCACUUCAAGGAAAUGAGACAACCCCGACUUUCCUGUCCAGUCAGAACUGGACACAACAGAGUAACACUCACCGCACAACAGACAUCAUGCAAGAAAAAAUGAAGGAUAGAAAGGCAAAAAAUCAGGAUCCAGUUGUUGAUUGGAAGGCUGUGAAGAAACCGUUGCCAUUUUCUGCUGCAGGAUAUGGCCUGGCUGGCAUAUAUGAGAGUCCCAACACUCGAAGAAAAGAGUCUUUGUUCCACGCAAAGUGCCCUGCUUACGUGUUUGACAGAAGAACUCCUAUUGCAACACCCAGGCCAGCAAAUGAGACAAACCUGCCCAAGAAACACUCACCUUUAUCUGGGUUUUUCCCUCGGUUUUCACAUAAGAGCCUAUCAGAAACUGAAAGCACCGAGAGUGAAACACCUUCUUCUAGUGACUCCUCUCCCCUCAGUUCCCCUUACAGCUCUAAAUCUUCACUCAACCCUCCAUGUGGCACUGGCAGACUUAAAGGAGCAACUUCUUGUCCUUCAUUAUUUGGGAGUUUGCAGGAAAAUAGUAGAGAGAAGAGAGGGCCUUCGAGGUUAUCUUCCUCUACCAGUAACCCUCAGAGUUUACAGGAAAGCUCACUCACCCUGAGCCCACCCAUCACCUCCCCACUGGACAUUCUGCAGUGCCAGGAGCGACUUCAGCGUGAGCAUGUUCUCCCCUUGGAGGGCCGAGGCAAGGUUCGCCUCUCUGCUGAACGCACUACGUUCUCCACCAACUCGCUCUACACCAUCAGAGUACGUGUCGUGUCUGUGGAAGGCCUUCAAGAGGAGACUGACCGACGGACCCUGAACUGUGCUGUGAGUGUGUGUCUGAUGCCAGGGAAAGUACAGCAGCAGGUCAGCGCCACCAUCAGGAACUGCCGCAGCCCUGUGUUUAAUGAAGACUUCUUCUUCACAGAACUUAGUCAGGAGAACCUGCUGGAACUGAAACUCAGGCUGAAAGUGCUUGAUAAACCUGCAGCUGGGUCACUGAGGAGGGGGAUGGCGGUGGGAGUAAUUACAAAACCACUGUCUCACCUUCUCCCUCUAAAAAAAUAUUAG